AUGUCUUUAGCAGUGCUAGGUCGUGCUUUACGUCAUGCAACCAUAACGAACAAAUCAAUACCCUCGCUGUCAAGCCUACGCUUUUAUGGAACCGAAGACAGUCGUAUAGCGACGAUGGUUCAAAACAACAAAGUUGUCGUUUUCAUGAAGGGUGUACCGGCCGAGCCUCGAUGUGGUUUUAGUAAUGCUGUCGUACAGAUUUUGAGAAUGCACGGCGUUGAAUACGACGCCCAUGACGUCCUCUCCGACGAGAAGCUCAGACAGGGAAUAAAGGACUUCUCUAACUGGCCAACCAUUCCUCAAGUUUUCAUCAAUGGGGAAUUUGUAGGUGGCUGCGAUAUUUUAUUACAAAUGCAUCAAAGUGGAGAUCUCAUCGAAGAAUUGCGUAAGGCAGGCAUUUCAUCAGCACUUCUGGAAGCAGCCUCAAAAGAAAAGUCAGAUUCUGGAAAAUCAGACCCGAAAUAGUUUUUAAAUUAGUUAUCUUUGUUGUGAUUGUAUGUUCAACUGUAACUAUUACAAUCAACUGUUCUUGUCUGAAGUGUUGGCAAACUGUUGAUAGCAUUAAUGGACGAAAGUAAUACAGUGUCAUAAUUAGAUAAGUACUUGUCAUACAGAAAUAAAUCAAACUGCUUUCAUGUUAGAAAUGUAUAUAUUUCAACCAUCAGUUCAGACGUGUGAAUAAAAAUCUCAUGAACUAGGGC
Thrips palmi is the source of this 701-nucleotide messenger RNA. It is a transcript of the gene Grx5, whose product is annotated as glutaredoxin-related protein 5, mitochondrial. The record is from RefSeq and is a predicted model, not a curated record. NCBI's taxonomy places the organism in Eukaryota, Metazoa, Arthropoda, Insecta, Thysanoptera, Thripidae. The coding region runs from base 1 to 465 and encodes 154 amino acids. The transcript has 2 exons.